Prosopis cineraria is the source of this 494-nucleotide messenger RNA. Its product is annotated as arabinogalactan protein 23-like. Bases 84 to 323 code for a protein of 79 amino acids. The transcript has a single exon. The record is from RefSeq and is a predicted model, not a curated record. NCBI's taxonomy places the organism in Eukaryota, Viridiplantae, Streptophyta, Magnoliopsida, Fabales, Fabaceae.
AAAAUAAAAACUAUAAAUAAUAAUAAAUUACUAUAUUUAUUUUUUUCUCUUAUUAUUUCUCGAUCAAUCAAUCAGCCACAAUAAUGGAGAUGAAGAAGCUUGCUUGUGCCGUCAUCUUCGCCGUCGCCUCUGUCAGCGUCGUCAUGGCAAACGUGCUGCCGGCCGUUUCUACCCAAGCCGGCACCACUCCGGAGGCCUCUCCCGCCAUCACCGUCACCAGCACUCCGGCCGCAGCUCCGGGCCCGUCAAGCGGAUCGGCUGGUCUUGUUCCUUUGGUCGGCGCCACCGUUCUCUCCUUCGUUGCCUGCUACAUGCAUUUCUAAGCCAUGAACAGCUUGAUCAUUGCGUGAAUUGAAGGGAAAAGGAGGAAAACGCAAAAGGAUAUAAGUGGUAUAUACAUUUAAACAUUAUAUUUAUAUGCACACACGCACGUGUGUGUCAAAAACAUUUAUUUAUUUGUUUUUCUUUUUGGUCAAGACAUUAUUUAUUUGUUA